GAGUCUCAGCCUCGGUCGGGUCUGCUCCAGUCCUCCAUCAUCACCCUGUACACCAUGUUCCUGACCUGGUCUGCCAUGACUAAUGAGCCUGACCGAGCAUGCAACCCCAGUCUGCUGGCCAUCUUCCAGCAGAUCACAGCUCCCACGCUGGCUCCUCUGGAGGUCGAGAACCAGACAGCCGUGGUGAUCAUCGGCACAGAGGAGCCCAACAUGACGUCUCCGUACCUGCAGUGGUGGGACGCACAGAGCAUCGUGGGGCUCAUUAUAUUUGUGCUGUGCAUCCUUUACUCCAGCAUCCGUUCAUCCAGCACCAGCCAGGUGAACAAGCUGACGAUGGCCUCCAAAGACUCGUCCAUCCUCGCCGAGGGCGGCAGCAGCGCCGACCUGUCAGAGGAGUCGACGGGGCCGAGACGAGUGGAGGACAACGAGCGGGACAUGGUCCAGUACAGCUACUCGUUCUUCCACUUGAUGCUCUUCUUGGGUUGCCUCUACAUCAUGAUGACUCUCACCAACUGGUACAGCCCUGAAGCAGACUACACCGUCACCAGCAAGUGGCCAGCAGUGUGGGUGAAGAUCACCUCCAGCUGGGUGUGUUUGGCCCUGUACGUCUGGACCCUGGUGGCCCCCAUGGUCCUCACCAACCGGGACUUCAGCUGAUCGGCGACGCCAUGCCGAUCCGCUGCAUUUUUCAUAUAUAUAUAUACAAACUCCAACCAUAUUGCCUACAUCUUACUGUCAAGAUGGACUCGUGUUUUCUACUUUUAGCUGGAAUGUCAUUAUUUCUGAUUAAAUGAAGUAAAAGAAUUAGAUCUGGUUCAGUGGUGCCAUAAGAGCUGCUUCAAGUGCAGGUACUCAGAAGCACAAACAAUCUAUUAUACUGUAGCUCAAACAUGCUGGUUGUUGAUUGUGUAUUUUUAUGAAUUCCAAAUCAAAAACUAGUUCAAAAAAAUCAAGCUAUUCUUGCAUUUAUUAUUACUAUUACACACCAAACAAACCACAAAUGAAAAUUGCUUAAUUGUUGCACUGCUUCAAAAUACACAUACUCCAGAAUGUCAGCAUUACAGCCGUCCUCAUGUCAGUCUGACAGAUGAUGUAGUUUUCUGUUAUGAGCUCCGAUGCCUUAUAUGUGUGUGUAAAAUGUCUGGAGUAUACGGAGAGUAACCAAAGUACAUGAGUGUAAUGAACCACAAUAUGACCUAAAGUCAGCUUAAGUUUCUGCCAAAUGAUUAUGGACCAGGAUGUUUAAUGUAAAGAGGUCUUUAAAUGACAUUGUUAGGUGGUAAAAUGGAUCCACACAGUAUCAGAACUGCACUGAACAGGCAAAAUAGCAUAUGGAUAAAGCUAAAACAGUGAUGAUUUCAUUCUUGUCUGAGCACCUUUAUAUGACUCCAUCUAGUGGGGAGUAGCUAGUAUUUAUUAUUUUAUUCUUCUUCUAAAGAAUGUCCUCUCUUUUCAUCCAACAAUAAGUUGUUUUAUAAGAACUGUCAGAGUUACCGGAACGAUUCAGUAUGUUGGAAAACAUGAAUUAAACCAUGUUUAUACGACACAAGCACGGACCAAAUGCCUUGUAAGCCAAACUGAUUUACUGUGUGUGAUGAGCAGGUUGUGAGUUCUCAGCAGAGUUUCUGUUGAACUGUUUUCACUUUUGCUUUGACUCAGGUUUAACGACAGAGAUCCAUCGUGCAAUGUCACGUUGCAAGUACAUAAUUAGGAGCAACAGAAGCCUCACACAAAGAACAAAGAUGAAAUGAUCCUAAUACUCCACUCAGUUCUCGGGGCUUUUCACAUUUGUUGGGUUUCUCUACUAUGACAGAGAACCCCAACAAAUCUCCCUAUAAGCAGGAAAAAGCCUCAAAAAGCAGAGCAGAACCAGGCCCGGGGAGGGCGGCCGCCAGCCAGAGAAACAAAACUAAAUAACAUGAUAAUAAUAUGAGAUAUUUGUAUGACAAAAAUCCUCAAAUCAUAUUUGGUUUUCCACUUGUUUGUGUGUUAUUUAGCAAAGCAGUGUGGCUUCAUGUUGAAUGUUGAACCUCUGCUGUGACUGACUGCAAAUACUGUAUGUGACUGAAUAAAGGCAGAUUUACAGCCGA
This is a messenger RNA of Stegastes partitus (bicolor damselfish), 2090 nucleotides long. Its product is annotated as serine incorporator 3-like. Gene Ontology annotation, cellular component: membrane. NCBI's taxonomy places the organism in Eukaryota, Metazoa, Chordata, Actinopteri, Pomacentridae. The transcript has 4 exons. The record is from RefSeq and is a predicted model, not a curated record. The annotation marks the transcript as partial.